This is a messenger RNA of Dentiscutata erythropus, 146 nucleotides long. The record is from the annotation of a GenBank genome assembly. Lineage: Eukaryota; Fungi; Glomeromycota; Glomeromycetes; Diversisporales; Gigasporaceae.
UAUAUUGGGCCAGAACUCUUUCAACGAAGGUGGUUGAGCCAGAUCUAUUACAGCGAAGUAAGUUGGACCAGAACUGCGACGGUGAAAGUGGUUUUUUCUUAUUUUUUGAAAUUCUAGGCAGUUUGGCCAGAUCUGUCACAGCAAAG